Acipenser ruthenus (sterlet) is the source of this 1960-nucleotide messenger RNA. Its product is annotated as substance-P receptor. NCBI's taxonomy places the organism in Eukaryota, Metazoa, Chordata, Actinopteri, Acipenseriformes, Acipenseridae. Gene Ontology annotation, molecular function: substance P receptor activity. The record is from RefSeq and is a predicted model, not a curated record. The transcript has 5 exons. Gene Ontology annotation, biological process: G protein-coupled receptor signaling pathway; positive regulation of flagellated sperm motility. Bases 701 to 1945 code for a protein of 414 amino acids. Gene Ontology annotation, cellular component: plasma membrane; sperm midpiece.
GAGAGAGAGAGAGAGAGAGAGAGAGAGAGAGAGAGAGAGAGCGCCUUUAGAUUCAGUAGACGUGUGCAGUGCAAGGCUAGUUCGGGAGGCACCGCAGUAGAUGAAUGCAAUACCAGAACACAGGUUGAAAUCGUGCGACAGAUUGCUGCUGGAGUUUUAUAAAAUGAUCUAAAUUUGAUGAAGGCACCGGAGUAAUCUGUAGCUCGACGCGUCUGGCAGGACUUGCAAAGUUUAUUUCGCCCCCUUAUUCACAUUCUUAUUGUUUAUUUUGCGUUUAGUUAAAUGUGUCAGAUAAGAGGAUGAAGAUUGGUUUUAGUGGUUAGCUUACUCAUAAUCUCAUGUAUCCUGUGGUCUAUGCAGCCCGUAACUUCAAUGCUUCACUGCUAAGAAUGAUCGGACGGCAAGCUUGCUGUGAGUCGGCUGUGCUUCAGGUGCAGUGCCUGUCCUAACUGAACAAUACAAAGGGAGGGGAUUUGAAGAAGCUGGCCGCAGACUGGCAAGACUUGGGAGGUGUAUCCGAAAAAGACGACUCAGCCAAGAAUUGAGUAGUUUAUCUCAGUCUCAUAUACUGGCACAGUUUUAAUUUUGUUCGUUAACUUUACAUAUCCAGCUGUAACUUCUGAUUUUUUAAAGAACCGGAUUGUAUUAUUAUUGAUUUGUGUAUGUAUUUAUUUUAGUUGUAGCUCUGUAAAGCGACGCGAUGGACGAUCUUUAUGCCGCAGAAUAUUACAACGGCACGGACUUUAACGUUUCCUCCAACGCAAACGGCACCGGCGAUGACCACUCCAACCAGUUCGUCCAGCCGGUUUGGAGGAUAGCGCUGUGGGCCGUCGCCUAUGCGACCAUCGUGAUGAUCUCGGUCGUGGGGAAUGUAGUCGUGGUCUGGAUCAUUGUCGCCCACAAGAGAAUGCGGACGGUCACCAAUUACUUUUUGGUCAACCUAGCUUUUGCCGAAGCCUCGAUGUCGGCGUUCAACACGGUGAUAAACUUCACCUACGCCGUGCACAACGAGUGGUACUACGGCUUGGUCUACUGCCGGUUCCAUAACUUCUUCCCCAUCGCCGCUGUGUUUGCCAGUAUCUACUCAAUGACAGCCAUAGCCCUGGACAGGUACGUGGCGAUCAUCCACCCCCUGAAGCAGAGACUGUCCUCCACAGAGACCAAGAUCAUCAUCUCUGUGAUCUGGAUCCUAGCGCUCUGCCUGGCCUUCCCCCAGUACUACUACUCCGUCACUGCAGAGCUGCCCGGGAGAGUGGUCUGCUACAUCGACUGGCCGGAGUACCAGCUCUGCGACUUCCGGAAGAUGUACUACGUGUGCGUGGUGAUUCUCAUCUACUUCUUGCCUCUCCUGGUGAUGGGCUGUGCCUACCUGGUGGUCGGGAUCACGCUCUGGGCCAGCGAGAUCCCCGGAGACUCGUCGGACCGGUACCGGGAGCAGCUCACAGCCAAGCGCAAGGUCGUGAAGAUGAUGAUCGUGGUGGUGUGCACCUUUGCAGUCUGCUGGCUCCCCUACCACGUCUAUUUCCUGCUCAGCGAAUUCUUCCCCAACCUCUUCCUGAAGCGCUUCAUUCAGCAGGUGUACCUGGCGACCAUGUGGCUGGCGAUGAGCUCCACCAUGUACAACCCCAUCAUCUACUGCUGCCUCAAUGACCGAUUUCGAGCCGGAUUCAAGCAGGCUUUCCGCUGCUGCCCCUUCGUCAAACCCGGGGACUACGAAGGGCUGGAGCUCAAGUCCACGCGCUACCUCCACACCCAGAACAGCAUGUACAAAGUGAGCCGUAUGGAGACCACCGUGUCCACCGUGGUCAACGCCAUCGACGAGGACGUGGAGGACAGCCUGAGGAUCAAGCGGCUGUCACUCGACCUCACAUCCAACGGGUCAACCCGCAGCAUGUCCAAAACGAUGUCCGAGACGUCCAGCUUCUACUCCAACACCAUGUCCUAGAGCAACUUGAUAAAC